This is a messenger RNA of Epinephelus moara (kelp grouper), 1946 nucleotides long. RefSeq names its product ATP synthase mitochondrial F1 complex assembly factor 2 (gene atpaf2). The coding region runs from base 253 to 1110 and encodes 285 amino acids. The record is from RefSeq and is a predicted model, not a curated record. NCBI's taxonomy places the organism in Eukaryota, Metazoa, Chordata, Actinopteri, Perciformes, Serranidae. Gene Ontology annotation, cellular component: mitochondrion. The transcript has 8 exons. Gene Ontology annotation, biological process: mitochondrial proton-transporting ATP synthase complex assembly.
CACACGCGUGCUUUUGAACUCAGGAGCUGCUACCUGAAAGCCGAGAAAGAACUAUGCUGCAGUAAAUAGAGACAUAUCAACUUUAUACAGUUACCUAGUACAGUAUGGACAACAAUUGAUGCUAAUACGGAAAACAUUCACUCGCAUAAAAAUGUUGCGUUUAAGCAAUUAACGAACUGGGGUCAGAAAGAGGUAGCCUAGCCUGUCAGCUAGCAUUUCUUCCAAACAUUACAUCUUCACAGCACUGCAGCUAUGUUUAGGAGCCUUGUUAGACUUCAAAGUCAGAUUGGGAAUAUCCUCUCUCCCAGUAAAGUAUGCCACAGGAGUCAGCACUUUCCAUUUGCUUUGAAAUACUCAACAGCUACAGCAGAGAGAAAAAGAUUUUAUCAAGAUGUCAGUAUAUCCCAAGGUGAAGGUGGUGUAUAUGAGAUAAACCUGGACAGACGGAAACUGAAAACCCCUGGAGGGAAGCUGUUCACAGCACCAAAUGAAGCACUGGCCAUCGCUGUGGCAACCGAGUGGGAUGCUCAGAGGGACACACUCAAGUUCUAUACCAUGCACCUGACUACACUGUGCAACACAGCUCUGGACAAUCCCACCCAGCGUAACAAGGACCAAAUGAUCAAUGCAGCCCUCAAGUUCCUGGAGACUGAUACUGUCUGUUACAGAGUAGAUGAGCCUCUUGGUUUGGUUGAGCUACAGAAGAAUGAGUGGGAUCCUGUGCUGCACUGGAUUGAAAACAGAUAUAAUGUCACUAUUGGCUCUUCGUCCAGUAUUUUGGGUCCUGAUAUCCCACAGACAACCAAAGACACCUUCCAGCAGCACCUGAACUCUUAUAACUUCUGGUCUCUGACAGGGCUCGAAUAUGUGAUCACCCAGCUUAAGUCUGUUGUGCUGUCGAUGGGGCUGAUUGACAGACAUCUGAGUGUGGAACAGGCUGUGCUGCUCUCCAGACUGGAGGAGGAAUACCAGAUUCAGCGUUGGGGAAACGUGGAGUGGGCCCAUGACUACGACAUGUAUGAGCUGAGGGCAAGAACUGCUGCCGGAGCUCUUUUUGUUCACCUCUCAUCUGAGAGUUCAACUGUAAAACGCAAACUUCUGCAGGACUGAGAAGGACAAGCGCAAACAUAAAACUCUCAGUGACCACACAUGAAACGUGCGAACACCCCAAACAGCUCAGUUUAUCCAUGUUUCUACAUCCAUGCAGACAAACACAACACCUCCUGUUUAAUACCAUUCAGCAGUGACAGCUGCUUUGUCUGCAAUCUGUUAUAGAGUCAUCUCACCCCAGCUAAAAAACAUUGACUGUCUUUUUUGCAGUGUUUAUACGUGGCAGCUGCCAAGUGUGCCACCCCUAACCGAGUUUCCAGUCGGUUCUCAGUCAUCCGUGACAUUUUGGACACUGCACAUGGUUGCAAGAGAAUAGUGACUAAUGUUGUUGUGUCUGUUCAGUGGUGGAAUUCCAUGUUUGCUUCCUCUGUGUGCCACAUUUGAAUACUGCAAAGUGCAUAUGCUAUCCUAACAGCACAGUAUCUAUACUAAUUGUGCUAUGUGUAGUGUUUUGUAAGGGUACAAUGCAUGAAGAAAUAUCCAUGUGCAGCUGGUGAAACAUGCUGCAUUCAAAUUGUUUUCUGUAAUUAAGACUGUCAUCAUUGAAGUUGUAUGUAUUUUGGGAUUUUUAGUGUGGUAAAAAGGGAAGAUUGAAUGCUGUACACAGAAAGCAGGACCAUCUUGACUGCACAAUUAUCUACAAAAAGUUUAAUUAUAUUGGAAAACUUGACUGCUUGUAUUCAGUAGUAAUUUUCAUGUACAAAGCUGAAGGUUUAGUUGCUUUCACAGCUGAAAUUUAAUUAAAAGUGACUCAUGUUUGCCUGUGCACUUUCCACCAAGUGCAACCAAAAUGUCAGUAAAGUUUUGUGGAUUAAAACCCAAACAAGGUAAAACAU